ACAGUCGAGUACGGACGUGUGUACGCUGCUCGCAACGAAUAUUUUAUUCGCGAAUUGCGCGGCUAUAGCCGCUGCCCGUGUACGUAGCAAUGAGUUCUAAACCUCUCAUAGCAAACGAGUUAUUGGCAUUCUUGAAGCAUGCCAUUGAUUAUAUGGACGAGAUCAGCAUCUUGCAGAUCUGCAAGUCUGCCUUCAAGGAAGCAGAGAUAUGCAGUGCUAAGUUGCUGUUGUUCCAGACGCUCGGCAAAAUCGACCAGAUGCCGUCUCGCCGGAGAGAUGGUACCGAGAAGAGUAUCCAGGACAUAAUCACCCUGAUGAAAGAGACUGACCCGGAUGACGUGCCCGAUUUCGUGGUGAAGGACCUGCACAAACUGCCGCCCAUCACGUUUGACCACGUCGACGUAACCAGGCUUCUUAAGGACAUUACAUCCCUCAAAGUUAGCCUGGCCGAGCUGCAGUCAAAAUUGGAGGUAUCAAAUAACACCAUAUGUGACUUACGUGCCGAGGUAGUGCUGUUACGCAGCGCUGUUUCGGUAACUGGGUCACCUGACGCCUCCAAUAUGAACACACGACAUGGAGCGGAAAACGCUGCGAUCAGCAGUUCGUUGGUGGCGAGUGCGUCACCCAUUAAAACUGCAAGCGUAGCAUCACGCGCCACCGCCGCCUGCGCUUCGACACCGGUGCAAGUACAGGCUUGUGUAGGUACGUUGACCCCUAAACGUGCCUAUGCAGAUAUCGUUGCCGAUAACCAAACUGAAUCGUCGCAGAAAAAGCAAGCGGCCAAUAUAAAACGGGGUCAAGCAAACCAGCCUAGUCUGAAAAAGGACAAGCAUGACAAUGAGGGCUUCAUUAAGGUAGAAAGGAAGAAGAAGCCUCUUUGCCGCAACCAGUGCGGUACCGCGCUGGCAGGACCCAACAUGCUGCUGCGUCCAGCGACACCCACGACGCUGCUGUACGUGUCCCGACUGCAUCACUCCACGAAGGCAGAGGAUGUCGUGGAGUAUUUGCGAGUGAAGACGAACUGGAUCUUGAGAGUAGAGAAGUUGGAGUCGCGCCACAAUAUUAACUUCAAGUCGUUCGUGGUGCGGGUUCCAACACAUGAUCUUGAAACCUUUCUCAAGGAACAGUUUUGGCCGAAGGGUAUCGUGUAUCGGCGUUUCCGUGGCCGGCUACGUGAUACCAGUCAGCGAAACACGACGCCGUCUCUUCGUGUGCAAUAAUUAUAAUUAUGAGUUUUGUUAUUGUAUAUCUAUUAGUUUAUUG
Molecule: messenger RNA, 1263 nt
Organism: Spodoptera litura
Lineage: Eukaryota; Metazoa; Arthropoda; Insecta; Lepidoptera; Noctuidae
Source: RefSeq, a predicted model, not a curated record